AUGUGCGCACUGAAGGCAUACAUAUUGUGCGUAAUUAUCGCGUCAAGUUACGCUAAUAACCAACAAUGGCUUCCGUACAGCAAUUUGGAAACGUUUCUACAACAGCAGCAAGACCAACAGCUGCAACCCAGCGAAUAUUCUGGUCACACCGGUUUCGACGGUGAAUCCCCCGAUUUCUCACAGUUCAGCGGGCACGACUUAGAACCACAUUCCUAUCCAGUUCACCAACACGUGGAAGAAGAAAAUCCCGAGCCAAUAAAGCAUUACAAAGAAGUUGUCGUCCCUCUUCCAAAGAACGUCGAAUUCAAGAUUAAUCAACCGAUUUUAAUACCGGUUCCCCAUCCGAUACCGAUUCAAGUGCCAGUACCGAAAGCGGUUGUCAUCCCUAUUAUUAAGGAAGUGUCUAUACCAGUGGAAAAAUCGGUGCCCUACCCCGUCGAGAAGGCAGUUCAUGUGCCAAAGAUUAAAGAAGUCCCAUUCGAAGUUGUGAAACAUAUAAUUGUGCCAGUCGAAAAACCGGUACCAUUCAAAGUACCGGUUUAUGAGACUAUCAUUCAUACUAAAAAGGGUUCGCAUAAGAUCCGUUAA
Molecule: messenger RNA, 588 nt
Organism: Leptosia nina
Lineage: Eukaryota; Metazoa; Arthropoda; Insecta; Lepidoptera; Pieridae
Source: the annotation of a GenBank genome assembly